AUGGACAUUUAUGAUGGUGUAUUAGAUUGGGUAAUAUUUAAUGAUAAAACGCAUGGAGAACCUGAAGAGAUCCCAGCAAAAGAGGACCAAGUUUUUUCAAUCAUGCUGUCAAAAGAAAUCUUAAAAAUGAUCCUAAACAAUUCACCAGGUUUAGAAUACUUGAAAAUUGACGUCUCUCGAGAAUUAAAGAGAAGAACUCGUUGUGAAUCCAUUCCCUUCCCUUUUUUAAGUGCCGAUCAUAAUGCGGGAUUACCGAAAUUGAAUACUUUACAUUGCUCAAAUGAUAAUGCGAAUAAUGAAAUACUUUUAUCACUCGCCAAAUCAACGACAUCGAUCAAAAAUCUCAUCAUUAACGAAAACGAUUGGGAUUAUGGUGAUAUCGGGACUGUAAACUCAGCCAUUACCAAAUUGGUAAAUGCACAGAAAGGAAUUGAAAAGGUGAUUAUUAAAAGGGUUAGCAGAGGAGUCACCGAUAUACUUUUGUCAUUGUACUCCCAAAAGAAAACUCUAAAAGGAAUUCAAUUGGAUCACGUAUCAUUUGGUAAUGAUGAACAAGACUUGAAAUGUAUAUCGGAAUUUAGUGAAAAUCUUGAAGAAAUUAGAUUUAUAAAUUGUUAUAAUUUGACCGAUAAUGUCGUGAGACCUUUGUUAAAUAUGGAAUUUCCAAGGUUAACCACCUUAGAAAUUAAUAACCGACAUUUUUAUCUUUUACCCGAAAAAUGUCCAACCAAAGAAAUUCUUGAAUUAAUCAAAAAUCUAGGAAAUCAUUUGACGGAAUUAAUAGUAAACGCGUCAUAUCAACUAACGUUAUACGACUCCAUAUUUCAUCACAUUCAAAAAUAUUGCGGCAACCUGACCACCCUUGGACUUAGUAUAGGUUAUAAACAAUUACCACAUUUAUUAGAAUUAUUUAAAUCACUAAAAAAUCUACAAAGAUUUAUUGUCCAAAGCGACGGAGGGUUAUGUUACAUUGAUAAUUGGUUGAAGGUGAUAGCCGAAGGAAUUCCUCUGACCAUCACCUCACUUGAAGUAAACGGGUGGAUUAUGUCACCAGAUGGGUUAAAAGGAUUUUUAAAUUUUAGUAAGAAUAAAAUAAAAGUGCUCGAAUGGAGGUUGCCGUUUGGGAAUAAAUUUGAAGAUUAUUCUAGCAUUAUUGAAGAUUAUAGCAGCAACAUUUAUUUUGUUCAAAUAUCGCAACGUAAAUUAAAAGAACAGAUUUGGGAUGAAGCUCGAGUGGAAUUUGUAUAA
Messenger RNA from Funneliformis geosporum, 1248 nucleotides. NCBI's taxonomy places the organism in Eukaryota, Fungi, Glomeromycota, Glomeromycetes, Glomerales, Glomeraceae. The record is from the annotation of a GenBank genome assembly.